AUGCAACAAUCACUGCCCAGCAAGCAUGUACGCCCUGCACAGUUCAGACCCUUCUAUUCGAGCACUGCAGCCGAGACUCGACUCGACAGCGAGGGCAAUGCUCAGUCCUCUCUCUUCGCGCCUCUAGACACAUUUGCCCGUAGGCACAUCGGUCCCUCGCCUGACGACACUAUCGAGAUGCUCAAAGUCUUGGAUCCUCCAGUAAAGUCCCUCGACGAGUUUGUCACCCAAGUCCUGCCUGGAGAUAUUCUGUCAUCUCGCGACCUCAAGAUUGAAGGGCCCACCAAAUAUACCAAGGGCCAACCUCAAGAGACGAGUACCGAAGGAUUCUCGGAGAGUCAGUUGAUUGACAGACUGAGAGAGAUUGCCGAGAGAAACAAGGUUGUCAAAAGUUACAUUGGAUGCGGCUACGCAGGCACCCGUGUGCCAGAGGUCAUCAAGAGAAAUGUCCUCGAGAACCCUGCCUGGUACACGAGUUACACUCCAUACCAACCCGAGAUCAGUCAGGGAAGACUGGAGUCCCUGCUCAACUUCCAGACCAUGGUCUCUGAUCUCACUGGUCUGCCAAUCUCCAACGCAUCCGUCCUUGAUGAGCCGACAGCCGCUGCUGAAGCCAUGACUCUUUCUAUCAACGCCCUUCCAUCCGCACGCCAGAAGCGCUCCAACAAGGUCUUUCUUGUCUCGCACCUGUGUCAUCCUCAGACCAUCGCUGUCCUGGCCUCUCGCGCAGAGGGCUUCGGUGUCAAGAUCGAGGUGGAUGACAUCCUCAAGGACGGAAGCAAGAGAGUGGAAGAGAUAGGCGAAGAUCUGGUUGGUGUUCUAGGACAAUACCCCGACACUCUUGGUGGUGUCCAGGACUUUAAGAACCUCUCCGAGAAGGUGCACAAGCUCAAGGCAACUUUCAGCGUGGCAACUGACCUCCUGGCCCUGACUGUUCUUACCCCACCAGGAGAGUUCGGUGCAGAUGUGGCUUUCGGAAAUGCUCAGAGAUUUGGUGUACCAUUCGGCUUUGGUGGUCCUCACGCGGCCUUCUUUGCUUGCAGCGAACAGCAUAAGCGCAAGAUCCCUGGUCGUCUGAUUGGUCUCUCCAAAGACAGACUGGGGGACAAGGCAGCUCGUUUGGCUCUCCAGACCCGUGAACAGCACAUCCGUCGCGAGAAGGCUACCAGCAACAUCUGCACAGCCCAAGCCUUGUUGGCUAACAUGAGUGCCAUGUACGCUGUCUAUCACGGACCCGAGGGCUUGAAGGCCAUUGCUCACAGAGUUAUCAACUCUACUCGUGUGGUUGCCGAGGCUGCUUCGAAGUCCGGCUACACGAUCGAAACCACUGGCCCUCUGUUUGACACCGUCGUCCUCUCUGGAGGUCCUAUCUCCGGAAAGGCUGGUGACUUCGCCAAGCUUGCUGAGCAAGAGUACAAGACAAACUUGAGAGUCGUCGAUGAGAACCGCAUUGGUAUCACCUUGGACGAGACUGUGGAGAAGGAAGACCUCCAAGCUAUCAUCGACUUGCUCGUUGGUGCCGCAAAAUCAUCAUCCAAGCUUACCGUAGACAGCCUUGUCAAGGACAUUGGCCUCUCAGCAGACGGUGCCGUGUCCCAUGUUCCUGCCGAGCUCCGCAGAAAGAGCGCAUUCUUGACACACCCCGUCUUCAACACACAUCACUCCGAGACCAACAUCCUCCGCUAUAUCCACCAUUUGCAGUCAAAGGAUCUCUCUCUUGUCCACUCUAUGAUCCCUCUCGGAUCUUGUACCAUGAAGCUCAACGCCACAACCGAGAUGAUCCCCAUCACUUGGCCCGAGUUCUCGAACAUCCACCCCUUUGCUCCUCCUGAGCAAGCCAAGGGCUACGAAACUCUGAUCAACGAGCUCGAAGCCGAUCUUGCGGAGAUCACUGGGUUCCACUCAGUGUCCUUACAACCCAACUCAGGUGCUCAGGGCGAGUUCACCGGUCUGCGUGUUAUUCGCAAAUAUCUCGAGCAACAGCCUGGAAAGAAGCGCGACAUCUGUCUGAUUCCGGUCUCUGCUCAUGGUACCAACCCUGCUAGUGCGGCUAUGGCUGGUAUGCGUGUUGUCACCAUCAAAUGUGAGAGCGGCACUGGCAAUCUUGACAUGGCAGACCUGAAGGCCAAGUGCGAGAAGCACAAAGAAGAACUUGGUGCCAUCAUGAUCACAUACCCCAGCACUUUUGGUGUCUUCGAGCCCAAGGUCAAGGAAGCCUGCGAUCUGGUUCACCAGCACGGUGGUCAAGUUUACAUGGACGGUGCAAACAUGAACGCACAGAUCGGCCUCUGCUCACCUGGAGAGAUUGGCGCCGAUGUCUGCCACUUGAACCUUCACAAGACGUUCUGCAUUCCUCACGGUGGUGGUGGCCCUGGAGUCGGUCCUAUCGGUGUUGCAGAGCAUCUCGCUCCCUUCUUGCCUGGCCAUCCGCUGGUGAAGACCGGUGGCUCUCAAGCCAUUGCACCCAUCAGUGGUGCACCUUGGGGUAGCGCCAGUAUCUUGCCCAUCAGUUGGGCCUACGUUAAGAUGAUGGGUGCUCGCGGACUUACACACGCCACAAAGAUCACACUGCUCAACGCCAACUACAUUCUGUCUCGCCUACGCCCUCACUAUCCUAUUCUUUACACCAAUGACAAUGGCCGCUGCGCUCACGAGUUCAUCUUGGACAUUCGCAAAUUCAAGGAGUCUGCUGGUAUUGAAGCAAUUGAUGUCGCCAAGCGUCUUCAAGAUUAUGGCUUCCACGCACCGACGAUGAGCUGGCCUGUUGCAAACACUCUGAUGAUCGAGCCUACUGAGUCUGAGAGCAAGGAAGAGCUUGACCGUUUCUGUGACGCACUGAUCUCUAUCCGGAAGGAAAUCACAUUGGUGGAAGAGGGCAAGCAGCCUAAGGAUGGCAACGUGCUGAAGAUGGCGCCUCACACUGUCAAGGAUAUCAUCACAUCAGACUGGGAGUCGAGACCAUACACUCGUGAGACGGCAGCUUAUCCUUUGUCCUAUCUGAAGGAGAAGAAGUUCUGGCCCACUGUGACCAGACUCGAUGAUGCAUACGGAGACAUGAACCUCUUCUGCACCUGCGCGCCCGCAGAGACCUUUGAAGACAUGACUGGUGCCGCUGCACCCAUGCCUACUUGA
Aureobasidium uvarum is the source of this 3132-nucleotide messenger RNA. Lineage: Eukaryota; Fungi; Ascomycota; Dothideomycetes; Dothideales; Saccotheciaceae. The record is from the annotation of a GenBank genome assembly.